Molecule: messenger RNA, 1634 nt
Organism: Suillus clintonianus
Lineage: Eukaryota; Fungi; Basidiomycota; Agaricomycetes; Boletales; Suillaceae
Product: SHQ1 protein-domain-containing protein
Exons: 7
Coding region: 147-1526 (459 amino acids)
Biological process (GO): box H/ACA snoRNP assembly
Cellular component (GO): nucleoplasm; cytoplasm
Source: RefSeq, a predicted model, not a curated record
AUCGGUAUCAGUGAAACUUGUUUUGGAUUCAUCAUCCACACUCUCUGGAUCAAAUCCCAGAAUCGGUGUAAUUCGCUAGUCUAUCACCGAACUUGGAGCUGGAAGAAUCAUUGUCGCUUUCGCCGGCCUUCAAAGUUAUCACCACAAUGAUAACUCCACGAUUUUACUGUACCCAAACUCUUGAAUCAGUGGCAGUGUCCGUGUAUUGCCCAUCAGUAAGAGCCUCUGAUGUGGAGAUCAACAUCGAUGAGACUUUGUUGACCGUUCACAUAAACCCUUAUUUCCUGCGUAUAAACUUUCCUCAUCCGGUCCUCGAGGACGACCAAUCGUCUGCAACCUAUGAUCCGAGCAGUGGAUAUUUAACGGUUACACUGACUAAAGAGACGAAGGGACAAGAAUUCCCAGACUUGGACCUACUAGCAAAGCUGCUCGCUCCUCGUCAUGUCGAGGUCCCAAAACAACCGACUAUAGAAGUCAUCGAGUCUGAGACUUCACCACAAAGCGAACUGGAAGAACUCGUGGAUUUAACUAGCGCGAUUUCCCUUGAACAACGGGACAUAUUGCAAGCGGCUGAGAAUGACUGGCAGUUUCCCCAGACUGUCGCGGAAUCUCCGUUACAACUAUCCACGAAGAGAUAUUAUGGGUUCUUGGAUAUGUACACAGGGUACUUCACCCACGUUGCUCACACAGAAAAUGAUGUCAAUGAGCUUGGAAGUGAGGCCGAAAGCUGCUUACCAGAAGAACGGCGAGCGAAAAGGUUGCAACAUGAAGAGAUGAAAUGGGACGAGGAGCAUUACAUGGCAGACUACGUGGAUGAUGAGUACAUUCAAGAACUUAUCGCUUGGGAAGACCGCGAGCUCGCACAUGCCGAGUGUAUAUUCACCGAGAGCGAGAAUAUGACGAUGCUAAAUUUGCCGCGCAAAGAAUACUUACCGACAACAUCGCAACAGCGUGCCCUGUAUCUGACGCUGUUGACCUUGUUAUUCGCAUAUGCCUAUGACAGGCGCACGACACAGCACGACCCCACCCCUGAAAGCGCAUGGACAAUUUGUUCACUCGUACCUGCGUUCUCAGCGCUGGAUCCCCCUCGAUACAUUGCUUCAGAAAGCGUUCCUCUGUCUAUCUCCACAUCGGGGUUCACCGACGAUGACCUCGCCUCGGCCUUGAUGCCGUCUUAUCGGCGUUCUCUCGCGUUCCCUCUCUAUCGCUCUUUCGCAAUGGCCGAUGCAUGUCGGAAUGAUGUAGCGGCCAUCUUGGCCAAGGGCAAAAGAAUGGUCACACGUUACAUAUUGGAGAUGAAACAUAUUUUGGACCAUCAUGAAGUAUAUUACGUGUAUAGCAAAAUCUGGGUGGACGACUUCUUGGUUUGGAUCCAAGCAUCUGCUAGCGACGAGAUAAUGUUAGACAUCGCAGAGCAAUUAAAAGCUCUGACGAUUACGAAAACGAUGAUCGGCUGGAACAUCGAGAAGUUAGAAGCUGCGACCCUUCUAGAUACUAGCGACAGUGACAACGAGUCCUCCGAAUGACCUAAUGUAGAGUCAUCUCGUCUCAAGCCAUGACACGCUUUGCCUUCAGCUGGCACAGCAUGAACGAGAUCUUGCUGGCGGUUGAAACAUGAACCAAGAAUAGUGCGA